Labeo rohita (rohu) is the source of this 1189-nucleotide messenger RNA. RefSeq names its product HIG1 hypoxia inducible domain family, member 2A (gene higd2a). Gene Ontology annotation, biological process: mitochondrial respirasome assembly. Bases 16 to 417 code for a protein of 133 amino acids. The transcript has 2 exons. Gene Ontology annotation, cellular component: mitochondrion. NCBI's taxonomy places the organism in Eukaryota, Metazoa, Chordata, Actinopteri, Cypriniformes, Cyprinidae. The record is from RefSeq and is a predicted model, not a curated record.
GUACAGCUGGCGGAAAUGCCCCGUUCGGUCUGUUUAUUCCACUUCCUGUUAACCGAAGUUCUCAGCAUGGCAACUGCAACGACCUCGGUUGGCCAAGAUCAACCGACCAAGGUAGAUUCUCCACCCGUCGUGUUUGAUUUGUCCCAGCCUCCGGUUAUCGAGGGAUUCACCCCGCUGCCCAGACCAAAGGAGGAGAGUUUUAAAGACAAAUUCAUCAGGAAGACCAAAGAGAACCCAUUCGUCCCUAUAGGUUGUUUGGGAACAGCAGGAGCAUUGAUCUACGGCCUCAGCGCCUUCAGACGGGGCAAAACUCGACAGUCCCAGCUACUAAUGAGAGCCCGUAUCUUCGCUCAAGGCUUCACCGUCGUCGCUAUUAUAGUGGGUGUAGCUGCCACAGCACUGAAACCAAAGCAGUGAAGAGAAGACAGCAGACCCUGUCUGACCACACUGACAAGCGCCUUAUAUGGUCGAAGGGUGAAAUGUGAUGUGAAUAUGGAAUGAACAGAACUUUAAAUGGCAGUUGUUAGCAUUUUGAUUUUCUUUACAGAACAAGGCCCCUGUGUAAGAACUCAUAAUACAUCGACAGAUGGCACUGUUUGCAAACUUUGUCAUUUUGGCACACAUUUGAAGGCAUAGUUCAUCCCAAAAUGAAAAAUCUGUCAUCAUUUACACACCCUCAAGCUGAGCCAAACCUAUAUGAGUUUCUUUCUUCUGUUAAGCACAAAAGAAGAUAUUUUGAAGAAUGUUGCUAACUACACAUCUGACCAAUUCCUUUGACUUUCAUAGUAAGGAAAAAAUAUAUAAUGGAAGUCAGCUGUUUGGUUACGCACAUACUUCAAAGUAUCUUCUUCUGUGCUUAACAAAAGAAACUCAUACAUGUUUGGCACAACUUGAGAGUGAGUAAAUGAUUAUUUUCGUUUUUGGGUGAACUACCCACUAUUUCAUUUAAAAGAAUCACAAAAUUGUCUGGUUGUCAGGAAUAGUUCCUGUUUUCCAUGUUGUUGACCAUUGUGAAACAUUACAUUGCUUUUUUUUUUUACCUCAAUUUUCUGUAUGUAUUUAUAAAGACUACUUGGAGUGCGAUGUAUUGUAUGCAAAUAUAAUGAGAAUUCUUGAUAUUAACUUAAAUACCCAAGUGUAAUAAAUGUUCUCAUUUUUGAAGAGUCACAAUAAAAAUGGUCUAAAUGCA